GCACUCGGGGGCCACAGUGUCGAGUGGUGCUCCACGCCGGAAGUUGUGCAAAGUGGUGCAGUAAUGGCUGAGGAUAUUGCUUUGGUGGCCAUCAAUGUGGGCAUUUGGCGGCGUCUGGCGGUGCUCUAUCCCAGUCCGACGACCCGCUGGCGGAAGUACGCGUUUGUGUUGCCCGUUUGCCUGAUGAAUCUGAUGCAGUUCAUCUUCUUGCUGCGUAUGUGGGGCGAUCUGCCUGCCUUCAUACUGAAUCUGUUCUUCUUUUCGGCCAUACUCAAUGCCCUGAUGCGCACGCUGUUCGUCAUGUGGAAGCGUUUGGCGUUCGAGAAGUUUCUGGAGCAAUUGACGCAUAUCUAUCGGGAGAUCGAGGCAUCCAGCGAUGAGUGCAGUCGAAAUCUGUUGGCCAUGGCCGUGGCCGAGUCGCGUCGCCUGGCCAUAUUCAAUUUGACGGCCUCGUUUCUGGACAUUUUGGGCGCACUAAUCUUUGCUUUGUUCCUGGAGCAACGCACCCAUCCGUUUGGCGUUGCCCUGCCGGGCAUGGAUAUGCAGCGCACACCCGUCUACCAGAUACUCUAUGUGCUGCAGUUGCCCACUCCCGUCGUGCUCACCAUCAUGUACAUGCCCUUUGUCAGUCUAUUUGCGGCCUUUGCGCUCUUUGGCCGGGCCUUGCUGCAGAUAUUGGCCCACAAGUUGUCACGCAUCGGCCAGCUGCAGUCGGAGGAGCAGCGCUAUCAAAUGUUGAUUGCUUGCAUUCAAUUGCACAUUACCAUUGCCAGAUAUGUACGUAAUUUGACAGCACUUGUCAGCUCUAUCAUAGGAGCCGAGGCUCUGAUCUUUGGCGGUAUUAUAUGUGCGCUACUGUUCUGUUUAAAUAUAAUCACCUCGCAAACGCAGAUGAUCUCAAUAAUCAUGUAUAUCUCGACCAUGCUAUAUGUGCUCUACACCUAUUACAAUCGUGCCAACGAUUUGAUGAUUGAGAGCUUGCGCGUCUCUCAGGCUGUUUACAAUGUGCCGUGGCUGGAGUGUGGAAUGGCUUUUCGGAGAACUCUUCUGAUCUUUUUGAUGCAAACGCAAAGGCCUUUGGUGAUAAAGGCGGGCCACGUUUACCCCAUGACUUUGGCCAUGUUUCAGAGUCUGCUGAAUGCAUCCUAUUCGUAUUUUACCAUGUUGCGUGGCGUGACCAACAAAUGAGCUGGAAGCCAAAAACUUUUCGGGCCAUAAGCCAGGCAGCAGCAGGAGGAGGAGAAGGAGGAGGAGCAGGAGGACAGGGGCACAGGGGCGUGGCAAUCUGAGUAAUGCAAAAAGUUGUUGUAGCUCGUUGUAGUCCGGGCAUUUGCAUAUGCUAUUCGUUUGCGUAGUUAUUUUGAAAGGAUUUAAUCUGGCUGUUUGUACUCCGGAGUCCGGACUACGGUCUGUAGUGUUGGCAUGUAGAUAUAGUCGUAGUCAUAGCAUUUGUUGUUGUUGUAGUUGUAGUUGUAGGUGUAGCUAGUGCGAGGCAUCUGUGCAAAUAGUUUGUAGCGUUGCCUGGGUGGGUAGAGCGACGUAUUUCUGUUUGCUUUAAGUCUUUUGUAUGCUUAGCAAUGCUUCACUUAGUUGUUUUAAGCGCAGCUCAUGCAAUAUCUGCUUUCGUUUUGAUGCCUCUGAGCUAGGCUAUAAAUGUUCUAUUUAAUUGCAAAGAUAUGCCAAAGUAAAUAGCUGAAAGCCAAGUUGAGAACUAGUAAAUUCCAGUUCGGCCUAAAAGUAUGCUGCAAUAAAUUGAAUAUAUAUUCAAUCAAGCAAAAUGAUUUAGCAGCUUAAAAUUGAUAAUAAAAUAUAGAAAAUUGAGUAAUAAAAUUGAUUUAGAAAAGAAUGAGAAAUUCGUGAAAGGGCAGGACUUAUACAUCAAUUGUUUAUAAUUUUUUUCCCUUGAAUUUAAGUUUAUGUAAUUAGAGUAUAGUCUAAAGAUGUGUGUGCUACGUAGUUAAAGUGCUAACGUAGUUAAAGACCUGCCGACUAAUUUAUGAGAAUCGCAUAGAAAGACAGCAGUUAAAAGUUAACGUUGAUUGCCGUUCAGUCUGCUCGAUUCCGCAAUAAGAUAAGUUUACAAUGAACAUAAACGAAUUGAAUUCAUGAGAAUUGCAUAGAAGAGCAGCAGUUUAUUUCGAUUGGCAAACAGACUUCAAUUCAUGAGAAUUACAUAGAGCAGCAGCAGUUAACUGCGAUUGCCUAACAUAAUUUCACACUGAAAUCGAGUGGAAGCUAGUUUGAAGUCGUUUUUGCUUGCGCUUUUUAAUUAAAAGGCCCCAAACUCACU
Messenger RNA from Drosophila mojavensis, 2290 nucleotides. It is a transcript of the gene Or43a, whose product is annotated as odorant receptor 43a. The transcript has 6 exons. Gene Ontology annotation, cellular component: plasma membrane. The record is from RefSeq and is a predicted model, not a curated record. Lineage: Eukaryota; Metazoa; Arthropoda; Insecta; Diptera; Drosophilidae. Gene Ontology annotation, biological process: sensory perception of smell; detection of chemical stimulus involved in sensory perception of smell. Gene Ontology annotation, molecular function: olfactory receptor activity; odorant binding. The coding region runs from base 64 to 1188 and encodes 374 amino acids.